Messenger RNA from Paramecium tetraurelia, 5424 nucleotides. RefSeq lists its product as uncharacterized. The record is from RefSeq and is a predicted model, not a curated record. The annotation marks the transcript as partial. Lineage: Eukaryota; Ciliophora; Oligohymenophorea; Peniculida; Parameciidae. The transcript is spliced from 2 exons.
UUUCCAAGAAAGAUCAUUACUUCAUUGGAGAAAUGUUUUGCUGCUACUGUAGAAAUUACCUUAAGUAAUCCAGAGAGGAAACCAGUGUAUUGGAGAAUGGAUGUCACCUCAAUAACAACUGAUAAGAUAUUCAAUAUCACUCCAACAGAGGGAAAGAUAGAUUCAGGAUAGACAGUGAAAGUAAAGGCUUCAUUUAAUCCAUAAAAAGCAGAUGACUAUCAAAAGAAUAUUCCAGUGUAUAUUGAUAGCCAAGAAAGUUGUUAUCUAGAAUUAAUACUCAAAGGGAAAGCAGCCUAACCAAAAAUAUUAUUUGAUAGAAGAGAGGUCUUAUUGCCUCCAGUUCCAUUAAAUAUUGAAUCCAAAUGUUCAUUUAAAAUAUUGAAUGAUGGAUAUGAGAAUUUAAAUCUUAGACACAAAGUCUUUGGAGAAGAGGGAAACAUUAAUGUGAAAUUGAGAUUUCCUGAAGGAGUAAGUGUUGGAAUGUCCAAAAAGAGAUUAAGAGUAGACGCUCUCUUUUAGUCAUCAAAAUCAGUUUCAUUCACUACUAAGAUCGAAUUUUACGAUGAAAUGGGCAAGGUGUAUACAAUUCCUGUUUCUGGAACUGCAGAUAAUUGUUUACUAACUAGUUUUAGUUAUCAAUAGAGAUGUGCUAAUGAAUUCAAAAUAGAUGAAAAGAUUUCUUAAGGUCAAACCACCCAAGGUCCAAUUUGUUUGAUGGAUGAUGACGAUGAUGCUAAUUCUGAUAUUCAAAGUCCUCAUAAAAAAGGAGCUCCAAGUGUCAUUAGUUACAGAUCUCUAAGUUCAAUGAGUAAUCAAACUACUGCAAGUGCACUUGGUUACAUUCCUAUUCCACAAGAUCUGGUCGAAUAGAAUAAACAGUAUGCAACCAAAUGGCUUAAGUUUUUCUUAUGGAGUGCCAAUAUCCAUGCUUUUCCAGAAGGAGUCAUAGAAUAGGAUGGCUAACCCAUUUUUGAAUUAACCUCUGUGUUGAGUGGCAAAUCUUUACCACUCCCGUGUUAAUCUUAUCUAGAUAAGAACGCUAAAAAACAAGAGAGAAUAAGUUAGUUGUUGAAAUAAUAUGAUGAUUUCAUAAGAAUGUUGAAGUCUGAGGGAGCCCUCCUUAAUCAUAUUCGUCCUUAUCACCUUCUCAGUUUUAGUGACUUGAAUGCUGCUUUCAAAUUAUUGCCAGAGGACGAAAAGGAAUAAGUACAUCCUAGUGUGUUGAAAAUAACAUAACAGAGAUACAAUUACAUAUCAAUUGAUUCUUGGUGUGCUAUAUUUCACUAGAUUUUAAAGAUUUAUGGUCUCCAAAGAAUUAACAUAAAAUAUUUUCGAUAGAUUCCAGGUUGGGGAGACAAAACACUUCCAGAUUGCUAUCUAAAUGGGAGCAACAUUUAUUCUCCUCAAGAAGGAUUGCUGAUGAGAUGGCUUGAAGUCUGUGCUGAAUCGGAAGGACACCAAUUCCCAAGAUUGAAAUAUUUUGAAUAGUUGAAAGAUUGCCAUUAUUUUGCUGCUGCAUUAUAACAUUAUGUGGGACCCUCGUUGACCAAAUACUUGUCUGGUUUAAAGGUGUGUGAGACCGUUUAAGAUUUCAAACUAAAUUCUAAUAAAGUAUUAGCUGCUUUAAUGGAUAUGAAAUUUUCGAUUCCUUUUGAAUUAGGCAAUUUCGCUGAACCAAGUGGCAGGGAAAUGCUUAUUUUAGUAUUACACUUAUUUAAUCAAUUGCCCAAUUAUUUGAAUAAAGGAACCGAAGUAUUCUCUUGCGUUUUGGGUCAAUCAAUCUCCAGAACUUUACUUAUUAUAAAUAAGAACAACAGACCAGUUUCUUAUUGGGUUAAAUUGGAGAAGGAAGAAGAUUUCAAAUUAGAAGGAGGAGAUCAUAUCAAAUUAGAACCAAAUUAACAUUUGCCUUACAAAAUCAAAUUUGUAUCUAGAAUUUCAUAACCUGUAACUGAUAGAAUUACUUUUAUGCCUAAGAGAGAACAUAACCUAUUUACUGCUGCUAUUGUGUACGAUCUCAAAUCUUAAAUAUUGGGAAGAGAAAGUAAAUCAGUCGAAGAAGUCAGUUCUCCUCUCUAUGAAAGCAAAGACUUUUAUCUUCAAAUCUCAAAUGAGUUCACCAAGUCAGAAUUUGGUAAUUUCCAAAUUAAGAUGUUAUUUGAAAAGGUGAUUGAAACUAAUAAAAGGAAACCCAUCCAAAAUAAUAAUAAUAAAUCCCAGUAAAUUGAAUAAUAAAAGGAAGUUUUCCCUGCAAUUUUCUGUUAAUCUGAAAUAGUCAAAAUGAAAAAGGGAGCCCAAUUACAGUUAUAAUUGAGAUAUGUGCCCAUGGUCUUAGAAUAAUAGAGAUGUUUCCUCAUAUUUACCGAUCCAAAUGUCGGAGAAUUUCAACAUGAAAUAUUGGCUACUGCAGAAUUACCUGAAAUUUAAUAAGAAGUAAAACAAUAUCAGGUGUUCGUUGAUUAGCCUGCUAUCAUGGAAUAUAUGAUAUUACCAAAAAAUGAAUAGAUUUUUAAGGCUAGAGAAUCAAUACUAAAUUAUACAAGUAAAAAGUAGUUAUAAUUACCUGGAGGAGAACCUGAAACUAUUAAUUUUGAAAUUGAAUUAAGCAAUCACUUUGGAUUCUUGACAGCUCCUAAAUAAUUUACAGUUUAGGACUUAUAGAAAUAGAAAGCUAAUCGAGUGCAAAGGGAAAAAUUAGAGAAAUAAUAGCAAUUAGAGAAGGAAAAAAUGAUGCAAGCAUUAUAGUAAUAGCAACCAUAAUAAUAAUAAUAAUAAUAAUAAUAAUAAUAAUAAUAAUAAUAAUAAUAAACAUAAUAAUUAUAGUAGGGUACUCGAUAAAAUACAGAAAUAAAGAAUAUUUCUAUGAUAAGCAAUAUCACUGCUAAUCCAAAUAAUGUUACCACUAAUAUUUCGAUGUUACCUGAUGUUAAUAAAAUGCCUUUAUAAUUUCUUUUCAAGAAUCCAGUUAAGGACAUGCCAAUUAUUAUGACUCUUAGAAGUAACGAUAAAACAGAUGUACGAAGGUACAAGUUUUUAGUGACUGCUUUGCCAAAACCCACUAAAGCACAAAUGGAAAUGAGAUGUCCAUCGAGAGAGAGUAUAGUUCAAGACAUUCCAUUUUCAAAUCCAAGUGAUAAGGAUUGGACUUUCAAGUUUCUAUUAAAUUAAGAAGGAAAUUGCUUUUCGUUGAUCAAUGUGCCAACCGCAUAACCUGAUCAUGGACAUAGUUCAAUAUUUAUUGGAGGGUACAAAGAUUAUGUUUUGAAGAAAAAAACUAAGAUUGACAUCAAAUUACAAUUUACACCAAAAUGGAUGUGUAAAGUAGAGGCUCAUCUGCAAAUUACUAAUGCAAAUACAAAUGAUAUCUAUGAUUACACAAUUGCAGGAAUAGGAGAAGAACCUCUAGCCUAGUCAAAUAUUGUACUCGAAUGCAAGGCUAGAUAAAAGACAAAAACAGAAAUCGUUUUGUUCAAUCGCUCUUAAAAUGAAAUGAAAUACAAAGUAGAAACUGAUUUGAUCAAUGCAAGUGGAUUAUAGAAUUUUACAAUUGCUCCGUAAAGAAAAUAUCGUUAUGAAUUAUCAGUUAUGCCAAUGCUAAGUGGAUAAUACAAUGGAUCUAUUACAUUUUAUGAGGAAAGUGGUGAAUACAUUUGGUACACUGUUGUAUUAGAUACUGAUUCUCCUAUUGCUGAAAAGGAAGUAGAAAUUUCAACUCAAGUGAGAAAACCAGUUAGCUUUGAAAUAGAACUCAGCAAUCCUAUGCCAUUUGAACAGGCAACCUUUGAAGUGAGAAUCGAAGGCGAUAACUUACAUGGUAGUAAGACUUUCACUAUUUUACCUUAAAUGAGUUCGAUAUAUGAACUCUAUUAUUUACCACUUCUGCCAGAAAAGAAAAAAGGAGUUAUUGGCUUUAUUCAUCCGAAAUUGGGCGAGAUUUGGUAUAAUUUGAGUUUAAUAUCCGAGGAGAGACAGAGUAUUAGAAUCCCUACUCUGAAAACGGAGUUAGGUAAAGUUGAAGAAUAUGAAAUUCAAUUGGAAAAUCCUAUUGAUAAAGAAGUUAAUGUGCAAAUUUAAAUUAGUAAUCCUGCCAAUUUUGAUGUGUUGCCUGCUGAUAUAGUCUUGAAACCUCAUUGUGAUACAAGUGUGUAUAUAAGAUUUACUCCAAGCAGUCUUGAUUAAAUUUAAAAUGGGGAAAUAAGAUUCAUCACAUAGGAAAUCGGAAAAUGGGAAUAUUUAGUUUAUGGAGUCGGAAUACCUCCAACUGCAUUCCCAGAAAUGACUGUGACUGUUGGAAUUAAUAAAGAUUAUUCAGAUGUAAUCCAUUUUAAGAAUCCAUUCAGAGAUACAAUCUAGGUGCAAAUUAUGAUUGAAUCAGAUGACGAUGCCUUUUAACUGCUAAUCAAAAAGAAGAAUGACACUAAAACAACCAUUGCUGGACUAUAAUAAAUUUAAAUUCCAUUCUCUUUUACUCCUAGAAGUAUCAGAUCUUAUAAGUGUGAGUUGGUCGUUGCCAUGAAUGAAAAGAUUAAAUGGAGAUAUCCUAUUACUGGACACACUGAAUCAUUUGCAACUGGAAAAUUUACGUAAUUUAAAACUAAAUGCAGAAUCUCAUUCUUAUAAGAAUUUAAAUUUUCAUUGCCUGGAGUUGAUAAAAUUGGUAAAUCUAAUUUCACAUUCGAAAUCAAGAAUAUUUCAGAAGAUGUUAAGAUGCUAGUCGAUAAAUUCUUUAAAAUCAAAAUGAUUCAAUCCUCUGCUGAUGAUUGUGAUGAGGUUCAUUUUGAUGCUGCUUUUAUCCCCUUAAAACCUUUUAAAGCUAAUUUUGAUUUGAUUAUCAAAAGAGAUAUUGGGGGUGUUUGGAAAUUUCCCAUGAAUCUGGAUGCUACCGAACCUGACAUAGAUGAUCUCAUCAUUAUCACUAGUCCACUCAAUAAGCCUACUAGUGUUUCAUUUAGAAUAACUAAUCGUACUAAGCAUCAGGCUACUUUCAGAGCAUACUUCACUCCAGCUUCUGAUUAAGAAUUUUCAGUUACUCCAAAAUAUGGAGAAUUGUAACCAAAUGGAAGGGAGGGCACUUAAUUCAUCAUUACUUUUACACCUCUUGAGUAUGGAUAGAUUAGAUCUGGUAAAUUGAUUAUUGAGACUGAUGACAUGUAUUGGUCUUACAAAGUCAGAGGCACCUUACCAAAGUAUGAACCUCCAGUUGCCUAACCGAAGGUUGACGCUAAACUAAUUGCAAAUAAUAGCAGCAAUUUCAAACCAAAGAACUUCUUAUAAACUAAUAUCAAGCGCAAUCAUUCACCACCUAGCAUGCAUUAAAAAUCCACAGCGAUUACAAAUUUAAACUUCAGUAGAAGAACCUUUGGAGCAACCCUUACCAGAGAAACCAAAUCAGUUCAAUUAAUGAAAACGUAGAAAUUAGAAUGA